This is a messenger RNA of Pocillopora meandrina, 984 nucleotides long. Lineage: Eukaryota; Metazoa; Cnidaria; Anthozoa; Scleractinia; Pocilloporidae. The record is from the annotation of a GenBank genome assembly.
AUGGCCUAUGAGGAGCUGAAGAAAGGCUACAGUCAAUAUUUUGGAACACCAAUCAACAAGAAGCUGGUGAAUACUGUCUGCACGUGUCUGUAUAGUUGAUUGUAUACGUGUUAAAGCUCACAAAUUCAACUGAGUUAACAAACAAGAAACUCUUGGUCUUAAACCUUGACAUACAAAACAUGUGAAGUGCUUUUACUCUGAUCAUGUUAAUAGCUUAGGGUGGAUGACUGAUGUGUUGUCAUUACUGAAACGAAACUUUACUCUCAACUCCCCUCUCCACCCAGAAGGAUUGAUAAGAACCAACCUUUGUCCCCCCCCCUCCCCAAGAUUGACUGACAUCUAACUUCUCCUUACAAUAUCACCUCUGAAUCACACAUGGAGGUCAUGAGAAUAGAGGAAAUAUUCAGCCACCGAAAAAGUUCUUGACUGUUUAAGAAAUUCUCCUUGUCAGUAUCUUUGGAAAUGUACAGAGAACAGUAUGGAGAAUAUGGAUACUGAUGAUAGGGUGUAAAGGGUCAUCACGAACACGUGUAAUGGCCAGUGGCGAAUGUAAAAAGAGAACAUGAGAGAGGGAAGGGUGGGGGAAGUUUUUGGCUUCUCAUCUUGAGUAGUCAUCCUCCAUGACGAGCUUCAGCAUUUUGAAGCUACAACUGACGCCCAAAAUACAACCUCUAUUACCUUUGUUGUACAUGUGGCUGGUAGGAAGGUACUAAUAGGAUGACGUUUAUUAUUCUGUAACCAUGGGUUAUCUUGGGAAUCACUCUGAAAUGCUGAAAAUACAGUAGUUAUUAUUUUUUUUUUAAUAUAAAGUGUUUUCCUCUCUAAUUUAUGUUUGGCUAACUUUCAUUUUCUCCAUAGAGUUCAACUGAGUACCUUGUAAUGGCUUCACUGUCGAAAAUUUUCGCCGCAACAGCGACAUAUCCGUAUCAAGUGGUUAGAGCAGGACUUCAGGUUAGAAUGGGAGAUUCAUUAGCAAAUUGUUAA